Messenger RNA from Ostrinia nubilalis (European corn borer), 2152 nucleotides. RefSeq names its product cytochrome P450 4c21-like. Gene Ontology annotation, molecular function: monooxygenase activity; heme binding; iron ion binding. The transcript has 9 exons. Lineage: Eukaryota; Metazoa; Arthropoda; Insecta; Lepidoptera; Crambidae. The coding region runs from base 41 to 1345 and encodes 434 amino acids. The record is from RefSeq and is a predicted model, not a curated record.
GAAUUUUUAAUUUUCAGUUUUUUGGCCUCGACUGUUGGAUAUGCAAGAAGAUUGUACGAAACAAGGAGGCAUGACUUAUUUUUAUUCAGGGGCCAAUCAGUCAUACACUUACUAUGCUAUAUCCAACCCUAAUGACUGUGAAAAAGUAGCUAAUUCGUGCACGGAAAAAGUUUUUCUACUCGAGGAUUCUUUGCAAGCAUUUUUCGGUCAGGCACUUGCAACUACCACAGUUCCAGACUGGGAGAAGCGUCGCACUCUUAUGGAGCCGAUGUUUGAUGCAGCGUCAGCUCGGACGGGAGUGUGGAACCGACACGCGAAGAUCCUGGUUGAAGAGUUGGAAUCCAAAGUUGGAAAAGGAUUUUUUGAUCAGACGGAAUGCUUACAAAAUGCUGCAAUGGGAAUUUUGCUCAAAUCCACUUAUGGUGACAUUGAAGAUGAGCUGCAAUCUAUAGCAUCCCACAAGACGUGCAUGCAAGAAACAAUGGAUGUUCUUUAUGAACGGCAUCGGUCAUUUAUGAAGCAUAAAACUUUUAUUUUCAGAUUGUCUAGAUUAAAACGGAGACAAGAUGCAUGUGUUAGGACUAUGAAGGCUUUGACUAACGAGCUUAUUACGAUGAAACGAGUAGAGUUCAAGAAAAAAUCAGCAUCAGAGACUUUAUUGGACUUCUUACUGGGGCUGGAAAUUCAAGGGGUCUCCUCUGAAAAGAACACAGUUGAUGACAUUCAUGGAAUUAUUUUUGGCGGUUACAGCACUCUAGUGAAUUCUUUGACUUUUAUAUUAGUCAUGAUUGGAUCCAAUCCUGAAGUGCAGGAACGUGUUUAUACGGAAAUUCAAAAUGUAUUGAGCGAUUCAACACGAGAAGUAAAGAUGGACGAUCUGAAUAAUUUCAUUUAUUUGCAUGCUGUGAUUUUAGAAGUUUUGCGUUUAUAUCCAGUGGUUAGCAUUUUAACAAGGAAAACAAAGAAUUCUAUGGACCUUAGUAAAUACAGCAUCGACCCUGGCAGCAACUGCUUAUUAUUCAUCCAUGCCAUGAACCGCCACCACUCCUGGGGAGCUGAAAGAGAAGCCUUCAAGCCCGAGAGAUGGCUGGAUGGGAGCUCAAGGCCACCGUAUGCUACAUUUGGCUUGGGAAGACGAUCGUGUAUUGGAAUGAAACUAGCCUUAAGCUCGAUGAAAGUCAUCCUGAUCCACCUGCUAAGGGACUACAAAGUGAUUGCUGAUAUAAAAAAGUUGGUGAUCAAACAAGAACUGCUCCUCACACCAGUGUCAGGGCAUUAUAUAGCUUUGGAGAGGCGAUCGAAGACACUUUCAUCAUCAUUUCAGCCACAGGACGUCCACUGCUGAACAUAGGCCUGCUCCAAUGAUUUCCACAUCGCCCGGUUGGUAGCGGCCUGCAUCCAGCGCCUUCCUACUUUCUGAGCUUGUCGGUCCACCUUAUGGGUGGACGUCCCACGCUACGUUUUCCAGUACGUGGUCUCCACUCCAGAUUCUUGCUGCCAGAAGUUACUUUAAUACUAUUUAAAUAAGGCAAGAAGAUGCAGAUAACCGUACGAACAGGUUUCAAGAAAAGGACCUCGGUACCUGGCUAUAUUACUUAGCUCUGUGUAGCUUUUCCACUCAUGACACGGGACUAUUCCCACCUAUUUCCCACCACUGCAACUCCUGCGUAGCCAGGAUCUACAGCUUGACCGCCAAUAAAAACCCAACCAAUAAAGGUCAAGUUUGUCCCGGGGGAAAGUUAAACUGUCAUUGAACCCGCAACGAAAUUAAUCAGAAGAACAUAGGAGGAGUUCGAAGUUAAGGUUCGACUUUCCUCUGUUGCAAAGCGGAUGACAGGUGACAAACAAAGGUUUAGUAACCUUUAUAAAAAGAUAUGCACCACGGACAAUUAAAAAUUAUGGGGGCCUAUCUUAUGAGCUAUUAGCUACCUGCCAAUGACCUCAUGACAGAGCAAAGCUUGACUUCAGAGCUAAGCAAGUUAAAUAAGAUAGAAGUUGCAUUGGUAAACAACAUAUAACCAUAUCGUAUUGUAUUGAGAAACUGACUAAAUUAUAAUAAAUGGGCAUGGUACAAUAUCUUAAUUAAGCAAUCAAUACGGUUGACUAAUAAUAUUUACUUACACAAUUAUGUAAAUAAAGUAUUUAUAACCAA